UAUAUUAUAUAAUAAAUAUAUAUUAUUUACUGAUAAUAAAAAUAUUGUUAUUCUUCUAUCACAAAUAUCUAUGUAAAUAUGUUAAUCAAAUACAACAAUCAAACAACAUAAUGAUUUCCACAAAGAAAUUUUUUAAAAAUAUAUUUAUGUUUUUUUUUUUUGUGUAAAUGUUAAAUUUUAUACCAAAUUUUCUUUGUGACAGAAGUUACACAGAACACAAGUAGCGGAAAGAAAAUAUAAAUCUAAAGCAACACAAGAGAGAAAGAAAAAGCAAACCCAACUGAACAACAGACAUAACCAUAUUAACAAAAGGUUUUAUGGCUUGGAAGGAGCCAAAACUUGACACAGGAAGCAUUGCCACAUGAGAAGGAAGCCUUUGAUAAUCCAUAAGACCACGCUUUGGUAGAAAUCGGCUUGCCCGCAGCGCUACUCCAAAUGAUUGACUUCCAUCCACACGCAGCUUUGCCAUCCUAGUCGCUGCAACUCAAGCCUCACACAACCACCGGUAGAGGAGGACCCAAGCCCCUAGAGCUUCAGUCAUCGAACCGCCCCAAAAAACCUUUAGAGCGCCUUCUGGGAUGCCAAUGAACAAUUAAAAUCUACACUUAUUAGACUCGUCUUCGGAAAUAAUUGCGAGCCAUAGCAGAAAACCGGGCGCGGUGAGGACCACAUCCUGAUGACGUUCAUCCUUCCUACAAACGGACCGAAGAUCGGCCCACCAAAGCGAUCCAAGCGAAUCACAGAGGUGCUGGGAAAACCAAUCCUCACACGAGUCUCCCACGGAGAGACAUCACUCCAAUGACCCAAAGGAGGUCUGAACUAACCGCCUCGUGCCACAACUGAGAACCAGAGGCAGCUCCGCAAUGCCUCAUCAACACAACAACACGGAGGGAGAUCCGAACCAUUACCUGAUGAGCCGGAGAGAUAGAAACACCACGCCACACAACGACGCAGACGACAUCAAGAGCGGCGACAAACUGAGAGGAGAGAGAUGGAGCAACAAGCAACAAAGUCCACGGCAAUGUCAUAGACGACCCACCAUGAAACAGAGUACGAUUGUUGCACGCGAGCAACACAGCAGCUACGGCAUCCACACGAAAGCCUUCACCGCCACGGUCGCGCACCGGAGAGGACUCUAGACCCAAAUUUGUCCGGAGAAAACGGCUGGCUCAACGAACUCGACACCAAGCAAGUGAGCCAACACGCCGUCGGACUGGACCUCCAUGAACCCGGAGUAAGACACCAAACCACCGGAUCUGAAGAGAGGACCGGCCCCGCUCAGCCACGCGCCCUCACUGCUGUAGAGGAGUAGAUCUGGCGAAGGGGAAAACUGUGACCUAACCCUCUACACAACCCUAAACUCCGACUUCUCACCAAAUCCAGUCAAUCCAACCUCGUCGUAACACCAUCCUCUGUCAAGACUCGUCGGAUCUACACAGAUCGACGGAGCGGCUAGACUUCAUCGAACAGAGCCACAAACAUAUCGGCUAGAUAUGUGAACCGGCGGAGAAGCAAUACAUAAAACAACAAACGGACGCUUCCGACGGUGGAGCCGCCGGAGCAAACUGUCGGAGAUAAAAGCUUGACCUUCUUUUUUUUUUUUUUUUUGAGAGAGUUUCGUUUAGAGGAGAGAUCAAAUAUAUUUAUGUUUUGUAGUCUUAUUUUAUAUUCUUUAAAUAAUGUAAUACAAUAUUAUACAUUAUUUUUUUUAGAAUUGAGAAAUACAUAUAAUAUCUUACUAAGCGCAGUUAAAAGAUCUAGUCUUAAUUUAAUUGUUUAAUUUAGUGCGUUUUAGGAUUAAACACGUGAGUUGAUUAUAUGCAUUUGUCAUCUAAACACGGAGCAAGAAAAGGUUCACGUGUUAUAUACUUAUGAAUAAUGAUUCUAGAAGAAGGAUAAGACUACCUAAACCCCUAAAAAUCUACGUAAACCUUAAAGAACAAUCAAAUGAUCAAUCUCUCAAAUAAAUCCGAAACAUUUAACUUGUUUUCAGUCGUAAGACUAAGAGUAAUCAAUAAUUACUAAUCAUGCAUGUGGUUAUGAGUCAAAACCAAUACACAUCUCGUUUUCAUUAUUUAUAUUGACACGCAUGGAGGCUUGUGGACGAAAUACGAGAAAGUACCCCUUUAGUUUGUGGAUCUUCAAUGAGUUUCUUAUGAAGCAAGUUUGCUGGUAAUUAAUUUGUCAUAAGUUAUUACUCACUCAAAUCAUAAUUUGGUAGGUUACACUUGUUUGUAUAAAUUAAAGAGACAGACUAUAACUUGAACAGACGAAAGUUAUGAAAGUGGACAUACCUAAUCAUUAAACCACAAUAUCUCAAAGUUCAUUUUUAAUUUUCAAAAAGCUUGUAGACAACUGUUUAGUUUUUAACGCAUAUUACUAAAGUUCUUAGUGACCACAUUUAAUACUUUUAUUGUAUAAAUAGAGUUUGACAAAGGGAAAAAAUUGUGUUGGUUAUAUGGUCCACCGAAACUUGUUCAUGUCUGGAUGAGCAGAACCGUGUGAGGAGCUGCAAAAUCAUGCCAAGUCAGCAACAAACUGUCUGACUGUGGUACUCAUGACCUCUUCUUUGCUUGACUUUCUCAUGAGUUAAGAUUAGACGUAUUCAAACCCUUAUUUUUGUUCAUUAGGUUGCAAACAAAAGAAACACACAAGUCAGCUCUUGUAUUUUUUUUUUUUUUUUUUAACAGGAGGUUCAAAGGUGACCCGUAAUCCGCACGUGGUUUCCGUUUGCCCAAAGGCCCGUAAUCCGCACAUGGUUUCCGAUUGCCAACCAUCUAAAUCCGUCAGCUCUUGUAUUUACUUAGUUUAAAUCAUAAUAUAAAAAUAAAACAAAAAUAACAACGUUAGCAUCAGCUAGCUAGCAGGUUUAUUUUCAGUUUAGCUAAUUAUAAACGUGUAUUAAGAGUAACAACUAGUUCUGGAGGUCGUAAAAUAAAAAUCAAGUCUUUUCUAACGACUGGAAAACUUUUUUUAUCUAUGGGUAAACCAAACCCACAUCUUGGUAAGAAAUAGACAUGAAAGAACAUUAAAAUAUACUAAUCAAUACAAAACAACCAAGUAGCCAAAUUUUACCACAUUUUAAGUAGGAAACUUUUGCUUUUCCUCAUUUGACUUUUCUCUUCUCCCUCUUUCAUACACAUAUGACAUCAUAUAUAUACAAGCAUUCAUGUACCUUCCCUUUUCCCUUAAUCAUCACAUACUCAUUGUUCUUCUUUACUAAAAACAUCACCACACUCACAUAUAUACGCAUAUACCUCUCUAUAUUUUUUUUAUAUAUACUCUUCUCAUAAAGUAGACUCUAUGGAUAAUAAAUCUCCAAGAUCAAAAGAAAUCUUGGGACCAAGACCAACUCCAUUGAAAAUCCGUAAAGACUCUCACAAGAUCAUCAAGAAGCCACCACUAGCGCCACAACCACUACAAUCACAACCACCGCAGCUACACGAGCAAGAACCAUCACAACUAUUGCCUCCACGCGGUCCAGUGAUAAUAUACACUGUAUCUCCCAAGAUUAUACAUACACAUCCUAAUAACUUCAUGACAUUGGUUCAACGUCUCACAGGCAAAACCUCUACCCCCACAAUUCCAUCCUCCUCUUCUCCAUACCCCUUAGCACUAGACUACACAUCUGCAUCAAGAGACACGUCAGCAGUGUUCGAUGCAUCCCGUGGUUCGAUAUCUCCGGCGGCUAGGUAUGCUGCGAUGGAGAAAGCUAAUGUUUCAAAUGAACUAGGGUUUGUGGGUGGCAUAGAGAGCACGAAUCAAUAUUACCAACAUGACCAUCAUCAAAACCGAGCUACCGAACGUGCUGGAAUCUUGUCUCCAGGGCCCGCUUCUCUACCGCAGAUAUCGCCAGAUUUCUUUUCUACGGUUGGAGGAUCUGAUCCUCAAGGUUUUUCGUCGUUCUUCAAUGACUUUAGCUCAAUCCUACAAGCCACUCCAACGAUCCCGUCUCCUUCUUCCAUGGACCUUUUCACAAAUUUUUUUGAUUGUUAGAUUGGGAUUUUAUUUCAAGUUGAACUUAGUUUUACAAGUAUUAUAGAGGGACACAUGAUGUGUUAUACGUUUUUCAUCAUUUUUAGGAAACACUCUCAUAGAAUUAGAGGGGUUAUACUUCUGCAUGUCGUCAUGUUGACGUCAUCUGUUAGAAACAAAUUGGCAAUUUGAUGAUAUAUGUAUGCGUGUUCGGUGGGCAUUUUCAUAGUUUUAAAUACUAUCUUUAGUGACUCUUGUUCCUCCUUAGCUACUUGUGCUCAUCGACUAUAAUCUAAUUGGAGGCAUUUAUUAUUGUUACUGUUUGUACAUUAAACGUUAUGAAUUUUGGGUUUGUUUGUAUACCAAAUCUAGAUUGCUUAUUUUUUAUUUCAAAAACAAUCAGUGGAGUAAAAGCAAGUACUUUCACUUGUGUAAUUGACUUGUUGCAAAAAAGAAGAAGAAGAAGAAUAACAUUAUAUAAUAGAAAAAUGAAGCUAUUGCGUGCAAAGUAGUGACAGGGUGAAAUAUCGACCAGCUACAACAUGCGGGUUAAAAUGAAAUGUCUGUGUUUGGAUCCGCUACCUAUCUGGUUUACAGUAGGUGACGUACCGGCAUGAUUUCUUAUGAAAAUUGCCGCACGUUUAAUUUCUCUUACACCUUAUAUUCGGAUUGUCCAACCACCAUGCAUCUGCUUCAUGCUCCUCAAAUCUUAUUCGACAUCAACUUUUUAAAACUACUAAUACAUAGACGGGUACAGUGAAAGAAAGUUGUAUAAGGUCAAAAUGCAUUUCAACAUGAAAAGGAGAUGUUUGUUUUGACUGAAGAAAACUCGUCUAUGAUCUUAAAGUUCCAUCAUGGAAGGCCAUAAGGGUUAAAUACAGGCCCCACUAAUACUGCUUAGCCCACUCUGGGGAUUCUAUAGAAGCAACAUGAGAGGUUCACAAAAAAAACCAUGAGCUUCACAAGAUUCAAUGCUUCCAGUCCAUUUUCUUGUGGAAAAUGAGAACCAUUUUGGUCAUUAAUACAAGAAAUAGACUUUAUCUGCUAUUAAUAAAAUGGUGCAAAAGUUAGUUUUGACUAGUCUUCACAAGAGCUAAUUUGCUUUAGCAAUUUGACUUAAGAGGUUCGACUUAGAUAUCAUAUGACCUCCUUUGCAGGCAUUUGAUUUAGAAGAUCGCCCUGCAGCUAGUUCUACAUUUUCCCGAGCUUUCUUGGAGUUAGCAUCUCCGACUCAGCCUAAACCCCAAUUAUAUUGUAAAACCAAAUCCAUGAUGUGUUUAUUAUUACAUAUCCACACAAGUGAUAUCUACGCCAUGUUGGUGAGUAUAGUAAUGGGAAAAGUUUGAUUGUGGGUCCAUUUCAGAGUAAGUGUGCGUAACUCAGCUCGCAAGACUUGAUUAGUCUUGCUACUAUCGUCUACUAGAAAAGAGUUGCGUGAAUCUCUUUUAGAUCACAACCCACGAAAAUUCUCAAUAUUAAAAUUCAGAAACUUAUCUUUCAUUACUCAACAAAUCCCACUAAAUAGUCUGCUAAUUAAUCUUCUAGAAAAGAUCACAUAAAAUAUUAUACAAAAUAGAGUUUCAAAUAAUCACCAUCUAAUUAUUAGAGAACCUAGUCAAACCCAUUAAUGGAAAAUUUACGAGUGACAAAUUACUUGUGGAGAGGACGAGAUUAAGAGCAUCAUUAUCCUAGAGAUCCUUUAAAGAUCUCUUAAUUAAUUUUUAAUAUUAUUUAAAUAGUAAAUUUGGUUAAAAGACUUAAUUAAGAACUUUCAAUUUUUAUAUCUUCCAUUGCAAGUCUCUUAUUUAAGGGUUUUUAGAAAAAAAAAAUAUUAUUAAAAUGAUCAUAGAGGUAGAAGUUUCUAUAAGAUGAAAAUCUAGAGCUUAUCCAAAACAAGUGAAGAGGAGUAAACAGAUGCAUGAUUGAAUCUAUGGCAAUGAAGAAGCAAGAGUGAGAAAUUUGAGAACUGUCACUUAAAAGGACUUAUUAUAAAGAACCAAGUAAUGAAAUCAACUAACAAGAGAGAUGGAAGGAGAAGGUUCUGCAACGAGAGAGAGUGUGUGAGUGAGAUGAGAAAAGGGGAGGAGACAGUACUUGAGUUUGAGUAUGAAUAAACACAAAGGCAUCAGAGAUAAGGAGUAAGCUAUGUUCAGCUCUGGACCUGAGCUUCUGCUGCUCUUCCUUUUCUUCAUUGGCUGCAGCCAUUAGCUCAUCAAACUUCUCUGACUUCCCAAGCGUAAUUUCAAUCUGCAAGACCAAAAAAACAAAGAAUCAAAUUUUGAUAUCUCACGAAAAGUUCAUCUGUUUAGUGAUUUAUACUAUUCACUUAUCUUAUCAAUAAUACAAUUUCUUUGCUUGGUUUAUUGUUUGUUUAUGGACGAAAGCAGAAACCCAAUCUGUUUUUAAAGAUCUUUAUCCCACUUCUCUUUUUCAACGAUCAGCAAGAUUCAAAGGUUACUCAAACCUCAGGACCUGUAACCAAUAGAUAGAAUUUGAACUAGAAGAUGCCUUGUAAUAGAAGACGAUUAGCUGUAUUCCAAGCCAAGCAAAGUACAAGUAACGAAACUCAUAUAUCAUUUUACUGCAACAUCAAUGCUGGACUCUUGUGACAUAUCUAGAACACAAAUAAUUUAUGGAUAUAUCCACUAGAUAUUCUUAUGAUUGAUAAACAUUAAUGCACAAA
Molecule: messenger RNA, 6658 nt
Organism: Brassica rapa (field mustard)
Lineage: Eukaryota; Viridiplantae; Streptophyta; Magnoliopsida; Brassicales; Brassicaceae
Product: nuclear speckle RNA-binding protein B
Cellular component (GO): nucleus
Source: RefSeq, a predicted model, not a curated record